UGGCUUGAAGGAAAGGUUGAGAGGAGGGGCAAAUUUCACCAAAAUCAGCAUGUGAGAGGCGUAUAGCAACUUGCAAGCAAAGAUUAGUUACGGAAUACUAGCCCAACUAGUACUUCACCGAACGGCUCUGCUGUACCAGCUACCCUCUAACCACAGGUGAGGUGAGCUGUCCCGUUGCCCCUCCAAACCGCAGGUGAGGAGCAGUCGAACAUCGUUGCCUGCUGCUCGGCCCAGCCAGAUCUCCGAUGGCCGCCGCACCCGUGGCCCCGCCGCCGGCGUCCGCGGACGACGAGAUCGUGUACGAGUCCAUGCCCUGCAUCCGCGUCUACAAGAACCGCGUGGAGCGCUACUUCGGCACCGAGUUCGUCGCCGCGUCCACGGACGCCGCCACGGGCGUCGCCUCCAGGGACGUCGUCAUCUCCCCCAACGUCUCCGCGCGCCUCUACCUCCCGCCGCGCCUCGACGACGGGAGCGCCGCCAAGCUCCCCAUCCUCGUCUACUACCACGGCGGCGGCUUCUGCCUCGGCUCCGCCUUCAACCCCACCUUCCACGCCUACUUCAACACCUUCGCGGGCCUCGCCAACGUCCUCGUCGUCUCCGUCGAGUACCGUCUCGCCCCGGAACACCCCGUCCCCGCCGCCUACGCCGAUUCCUGGGACGCGCUCACCUGGGUCGUCUCCCACCUCGCCGCCGACGACUCCGACAACCGGGACCCGUGGAUCGCGGGCCACGCCGACUUCUCCCGCCUCUACCUGGGCGGCGAGAGCGCGGGGUCCAACAUCGCGCACCACAUGGCGAUGCGCGUCGCCACGGAGGGCGGGCUGGCGCACGGCGCCCGGAUCCGGGGCCUCGUCAUGAUCCACCCUUACUUCCUGGGCACCGACAAGGUUCCCUCCGACGACCUCAGCCCGGAGGUGCGCGAGAGCCUGGGGUCCCUGUGGCGCGUCAUGUGCCCGACCACCACGGGGGAGGACGACCCGCUCAUCAACCCGUUCGUGGACGGCGCGCCGCCGCUGGCGUCCCUGGCGUGCAGCCGCGUGCUCGUGUGCGUCGGCGAGGGCGACGUGCUCCGCGACCGCGGCCGCAACUACUACGACCGGCUCACGGCCAGCGGGUGGCCCGGCGAGGCGGAGAUCUGGCAGGCGCCAGGCAAGGGACACACGUUCCACCUCCUGGAGCCAAGCUGCGACGAGGCCGUCGCGCAGGACAAGGUCAUCAGCGACUUCCUCAACCGCUGACUCGCCUCGCCGGCGGUGGCUGGUGGCGUUGUUGGAUCAAAUUUAGCUUCGUUCAUUGUAUACUCGGAGAUCGGAAUAACUGCAGCUUCGUCGUCGCAGAUGAAGAUUGCUGGCGCUACACUACUUACUUUACUUCUAUAGUAGUACAUUUCAGGUUCAGAGUUGUGUUUGUAUUCUUUGAAAUUGGGUGUAAGGAUGGAUGAAGGGGGAUUUGCCAUUGUUAGUAGGCAAUGGUGCUCAUGUAUUGCACCUGGUAAUUUGGGGAUGACGAUACAGUCAUAGUGUCAUACAGAUGAAAUUAUACUUGUUGGACACACAGAAUUUUGUUGAAACAUGUAUUUAUUCCAUCUUUUACUAGCA
Messenger RNA from Sorghum bicolor (sorghum), 1598 nucleotides. Its product is annotated as probable carboxylesterase 2. The coding region runs from base 246 to 1238 and encodes 330 amino acids. The record is from RefSeq and is a predicted model, not a curated record. Gene Ontology annotation, molecular function: hydrolase activity. The transcript has a single exon. Lineage: Eukaryota; Viridiplantae; Streptophyta; Magnoliopsida; Poales; Poaceae.